Pomacea canaliculata is the source of this 1119-nucleotide messenger RNA. RefSeq names its product putative nuclease HARBI1. The coding region runs from base 179 to 979 and encodes 266 amino acids. The record is from RefSeq and is a predicted model, not a curated record. The transcript is spliced from 2 exons. NCBI's taxonomy places the organism in Eukaryota, Metazoa, Mollusca, Gastropoda, Architaenioglossa, Ampullariidae.
AGGGGCCGUAGUCUCAUCGGGCCUCUAAGCCACUUAGAGGCCAUCAAAGGUCCGAGCGCCCUCUAUGUGGUUUAGAGGCCGAAAUAUGUCGCAUCUUUUGACUCCGCUGGCGGCUGAUUCGGCCUGUAAGUGUAGAGACGGCCGCUGGCGCCUGUAACUCGCGAAGGGCUCGUUAAACAUGGCCGCCGUGUUGUUUAUGCUGUAUGAUGCCGACCGAAAUCUUCGCAGAGAAAGGAUAUUUCGGGAUCGAAGUAAUCCCAUCGAUUCAUGGGAUGACAUAACCAUAUACGAACGUUUAAGAUUUCGAAGAGUUGACAUCCUGGAGAUCGUCGACGAGAUUCAGGAGGCUUUAACAUUUGCGAAUCGAGGGCACAAUGUCACACCGACAUUGCAAGUAUGUCUUGCCCUUCGUUUCUAUGCGACAGGUACCUUUCAAAAUGUGUGUGCUGACCUAGCCGGCGUCUCACAAUCAAUGGCUGGCCGCAUUAUUGACAGGGUUACCAGAGCCCUGUUAGAUCGGGCACACAGAUGGAUAACAUUUCCAAAUCAACAAGAAGCCGAUAGACAAAAGGCGAAAUUUUUUAACCUCGGAGGAUUUCCCGACGUUGUGGGAUGUAUUGAUGGUACGCACGUACGGAUUCAAGCACCUUGGAGAAACGAACAUGAAUACGUGUGUAGGAAAAACUACCAUUCCAUCAAUGUUCAGGUCAUCUGCAAUGCUGACUUACUAUUCAUUGACGUUGUGGCAAAAUGGCCGGGAAGUGUUCACGAUGCACGGAUUCUUAGACAAUCAAGUAUUUUUGCUGCUUUUGAGGGACAUCCAAAACCAGUGGAUGGCGUCAUGCUUGCUGACAGUGGUUACAUGAGCAGAGAGUGGCUUAUGACACCCUUUCUGAAUCCCACCACUAGGCAUGAGAGGCGGUAUAAUGCAGCUCAUGCUUCUACAAGGUGCACAGUAGAAAGAGCCAUUGGUAUGUGAAAUGUACAUCAAUUACAAAUUAUUACUAGUGUAAUUCCAGACUGACUGUGGUUAAUUUGGUUUUUAACUUUCUGUGUCAAUAGUCAGUGUAUAUUGCUUACAUUUUGUGUGUGUGUGUUGUCUUUCAGGUGUUGCCAAAA